Molecule: messenger RNA, 684 nt
Organism: Vicia villosa (hairy vetch)
Lineage: Eukaryota; Viridiplantae; Streptophyta; Magnoliopsida; Fabales; Fabaceae
Exons: 1
Coding region: 1-684 (227 amino acids)
Source: RefSeq, a predicted model, not a curated record
AUGUCGGUUCUUGUUAAUGGGAGUCCUACCAAAGUGUUUGGUGUUUUUAGAGGAUUGAGACAAGGUGAUCCUCUCUCAUCUUUUCUUUAUGGUUUAGUGGCGGAAGGGCUAACGGGGUUAGUGAGGCAAUCCAUUGAAGUUGGUGAAUUUGGAAGAUUUGAUAUAAAAGGUUUUUGUUGGGUGGAUAUCCUUCAAUUUACAGAUGAUACUUUAAUAGUGGGAGAAGGGACAUGGAAGCAUGUUUGGGCUAUUAAGAUGGUGCUUAGAGCUUUUGAACUUGUUUCGGGCCUUGGCAAUAAUUAUCAUAAAAGUAAGAUGAUUGGUAUAAAUAAUAGGAAUUCUUUUUUAAAAGCGGCGUCUUUCUUUCUCUCUUGUAAAGUAGGGGAAAUCAACUUCUAUUUCCUUGGUAUUCCUAUUGAUUUUGAUCCAAGAAAGAAAUCGACAUGGAAUCCUCCUUUGAUUAAGAUGAAGAAUGGGUUGGGAGGUUGGAAAAAUCAGUUUUUCAAUUUGGGAGGAAAAAUUACUCUUUUGAAGUCUAUUUUUAGUUCUUUAACUAUUUUCACUAUGUCUUUCUACAAGAUGCCAUUGAAGGUGGUGAAAGAGUUCACUAGGAUUCAAAGUAAUUUCUUAUGGGAGGAGUGGAGGAAAAGAGGAGGAUUCAUUAAGUUAGCUGGAAGAAUGUGA